CAUUCUUUGAACGAUUCAUCUUUUCUUUCUUUGUAACCUCUACAUAUUGGACACAAGAGCUAGCUAGAGCCAUAGAUUGAAGAGUCUAACUCUUCAAUCUAUGCUAGAGCAAAGUAAGCCUUUUCUCCUACUGGUACCCCUAUGGCCAAGUUGUCAGGACCUGAAGGUAAUAGGACCCCUAUAAGAAGCACCUCAAGUACUCCUAUCUCUAAGAUCCCUGUGAGAAGCAUCCCAGGCACUCUGAUCUUGUCUCUGUGAGAAGCACUCUUGAUCCUGGAGACAGGAUCCCUAUGAGGAGCACCCCAGGCACUCUCCAAGAUCCCUGUGAGAAGCACCCCAGGCACUCCUGUCUCUGUGAUAAAGCUGCAACAUGGAAUUGUUUAGUUCAGAGUGUCUCCAACAUGAAGAACAUCAAUGACACUAACAGUCUCAGCUUCUAGCACCCCUUUAUUUGUAUGGUUUGCUCUGUGCCUGCAAGAAUUGCCUGUCACUCAUACUACAGUACUGUUCUGUGUGUCCCAAUAUGUAGAGGUUAUAAAGAAAGAAAAGAUGAAUCGUUCAAAGAUAAAAGGUCGCGAUAAUUAGCUAAUUGCUAAGGUUAAUCGUGUCCUCCCUCCUCUGAUCCAGAGUAGUGCAGUGAGAUAGGUGACACAUAAAUAUAGCUACAUGGGGAUCACUGUGGAGUUGUGGAGAGCUCGCAUUGGACUGUUCAGUGGUGGGAGGGGAUCGCGACCACACAGUAAAGCUCCCUUGACAAAACACCAGCCUCUACACUUUAGUGAUACAGUGGGUACUACUGCAAAAGUGGUUCAAGGAGGAUUGCUUUUAUUGUAUAUUCUCACAUUUCUGAGCUCUCAGGAUAAAAGCAAAUUCCUAAAACGUACAAGGAACGUUGGUCUUCUGGUGAUACUGAUUGCUGUGUUACUCCACUCUCUUUCCCACCUCUUGCUGUUAGCUGGAGACGUUGAGAGCAAUCCUGGGCCUCGAAUGGAUGACACACUAACAGUGGAUGAUUUAAACGAAGCUCACACUAAACUGUACGACUCUCGGAACAGAUGGUUUGAGAUUGGACAAGCUCUACAUGUUGAUGAUGUCAUACUAGAUAGCAUCAGAAAGCGAUAUGCUAAUGAUGACAGCACCUGUCUUCGUGAAAUGCUUGAUCACUGUUUGAAAUCAGGGCCUCCUCUAACCUGGAAGGAGUUACUUAAUACUCAGUAUGCAUAUCUGUCAUUAGGAUCAUCUGCUCAACCAGUGAGUACAGUUCUUCAAGUGCUAUUGGACAAAUAUCAACUCAGUCCUUCUCAAGUCGACUGUCAAAUUCAACAAACGCACAUACCAUAUUUGGCUGCCUUUUUUGAUAAUGUUGGUUUCUAUGUCGAUGUGAUGGAAUUAACCCCUGGUGAACAAACCGAUGUCAAAGGUGCAGAAGCUAAUCAAUUAUCCAUGAUUAAGUGCUUGAAACUCUGGAAAGGAAAGAAUCCUGAACAAGUGACAUUCAUGACCCUUCUGGAGAUGUUGGUAAAGUUAAGGAAGGAAGAGAUUGCCGAUCAAAUCUGUCAGUACUUGAAGGAGGAUAUCAUCACCUCACUUCCAACACAGUCUAGUAUUCAAGGAGCAUCUAACUCACCUGAAGAUUCCAGUGUUUCAAGACGUUAUACCCAAGAAACACCCUCCUCUGCCAAGUGGGAACUAGACUCGCUAGAAAUGGAUAAAGCUUUCUCAAAGUUUGUGCUCCAACUUCAGCAGUCUUUGGAAACUCAAAUUGUUUUGAAGAAGCUGACGUCUUGUUUAAUGGAUGUGAGCUGCUACCAGAAAGUAUUUAAAGGCCCUAACCAGUGUUUGUUUCGAGACAAGCGAGAAGAAUUACGUGCAGCUAGCGAUUUCUACGAUGUAUGGGAUAUUAUCCGAGACUACGUUUCAUAUUUUUCGUAUGGCUUGAUUAAAUAUCUCACUGACCAUCUUGGAAGUAAGGAGGACCAGGAUAACUUAAUAGCUUAUGUGAAAGAAUUUGAAAAAUAUGCUAAACGAAGGAUUCAGUACCCGAAAAAGUUUGGUUCGGGCUACAGAGAAGAUAGCACUAAGAUGAUCGUGAAGCUCGACUCUACUUACGACAAAUGUGAGCUUCUCUACUUGAAACAAUUUGAAGAAAAUCUAGCAAAAAUACUCAAAGUCGAAGCAAAUGCGUUAUUACUUCGUGGAAUUAAUGAAGGCUGCGUUCAACUUGUGUUUGAGGUACCCUCUUUUAUUCCUCCCGACAUCUUCCCACUCACACCCAAUCAAGAAGCAGAAAUAAGAGAUCUUGGGGUAAUCCAAUUGGACUGCGGGGACUAUCAUUUCCAACUACAGGAUGACAAUUCUCACAGUACAGAUAGUGAUGCUGACUCGGACAACGAUGACAAUCAAAGUGCUCAGCCAUCUGUGGAACUUGACAAUGAGUCAAUAGCUGUGAAAUCAAAGAGUUCUCAUUCUGAUUCUGGAUAUAAUACUGUGUUAUCCAAUUGUCUACCUAGCCAAACCUCAUCGACAGUACAUACCGAAUUUGAAAUUGACCUCGACGCAGAUCCACAGUUGAACGACAUAGCUUUACGUGCGACAAGUUUGCUGUCAGGCAUUAACUCCUUCCCAGCAUACAUACACCUUCAUGCCAAAUGGAAUGAAGUACCACCACCAAUCAAGCUUCAUUCAGCCGUAUUUAAUGGAGAAAUAACCCAAGUUCGGUUCCUGAUUGAAGUUCUAUACUGCAACAAUUCUGUUGAGCAAGGUCAAUUUCUACUUCACACUGCAGCAGCUUAUGGACAUCUCAAUAUUGUUAGGUACUUUAUUGAAGACAGAAAAUUCAAUCCGGCAACUGAAUCCACGAACAAAGAAACGCCACUUCAUUUUGCCGCGCUCAAUGGACAUCUACAUAUUGUUACGUACCUUGUCGGCAGUCAACUGGUCGAUCCCACGAGUGUGGACAACAAUCAUUGCUCUCCACUACACAAUGCCUGCAGAAGUGGGAACAUCGAUGUAGUAAAGUACUUGAUGUCUGAGAUUCAACAACACGAACUACUCGAUGUGAAUGAGAAGGCCAUCGAUGGAAAUGCACCUAUCCAUUUUGCUGCUGAAUCUGGUAACCUGGAUUUGAUUCAAUUUCUGCUGAAGGAGCUUAAACUUUCCUUUCAAAUGAUAGCUGAAUGUGACCUGCAAAGCAAAGACAAGAAAGGGAGGUUGCCUUUUCAGAAUGCUGCAAUAUAUGGCCACACUGAAGCGCUAAAGCUGUUAUUGAAAGAACCUGGCAUACAAGUUGACUCGUUGAUGAAGGACGAUUUCACAGCACUACACGUUGCAGCCGGACUAGGAAACUUGGAGUGUGUGCAAAUUCUUCUUCAAAAAGGGGCCAAUCCAGAUGUUCAAAGCUUUGAGAAAUUGACUCCUCUCUGGUUGGCUAGUAGAAACGGGGCCGAAGACAUUGUUAAUCUGUUGAUCUCUGCUGGAGCAAGUGUUCAUCUGUCAAAUACGUUAACUCCUCUUAUGGUUGCUUGUCUUAUGGGCCAUGCUGGAGUUGUAGAGCUACUGAUUGCUGCUAAAGCUGACAUUGAAGGCCAUUCUCUAAAAGAAGAUUCAACGCCUCUUAUGCUGGCUGCUAGUAAAGGACGAUCAAAAUGUGUCGAUGUUCUCAUAAGGAAUGGGGCUCGGGUCAAUGCAAAUACUAUUCGUGGAUUCACAGCUCUAAUAAUCGCUGCUCAAGAAGGUCAUCCUGAAGUUAUGAUACAACUUAUCUCUGCCAAGGCUCAGAUCGAAGCUCGCACUCAGUCUGGCCAUACAGCUCUCCACACGGCUGCUUUCAAAGGACAAUCAGAGUGUGUUAGUGUUCUCCUCAAGAAUGGAGCAUCCCCAAAUUCAACAGACAAGAUUGGGUUCACUACUCUUAUGAUGUCUGCUCGAGAUGGUCAUGUCAAGAUUAUGGAACUGUUAAUUGCUGCAAAGGUUCAUGUCAAUGCACGAGGUGUCAAAAAUGGAACAGCUCUCCAUUUGGCUGCCAUUGGUGGUCAGACGGAGUGCGUCAGUGUUCUCCUAAACAAUGGAGCCAAUCCCAAACUAAAGGAUGAAACUGGAGGCACUGCUCUCAUGGCAGCGGCUCACUUUGGUCACCCCACUGUGGUUGCUUUAUUCAUUGAUGCAAAAGCUCCACUUGAUGCUCAAACACUGAAUGGAUCUACGGCUCUAUAUCAUGCCACAACUGGAGGUCGUACGGAGUGUGUCCGUGUACUCCUCAAGAGUGGAGCUGACGCCAAUAUAGCUGACAAGGAGAGAGCGAGCCCUCUAAUGAUAGCGUCACAACUUGGUCAUCUCGCUAUAGUGAAACUACUGGUUGCUGCCCAAGCUGACGUCAAUGCCCAAAAUAGACCACAAGGAGUAACAGCUUUACACUUAGCAGUUGCCACAGGGCAAACAGAGAUUGUCAGUGUUCUCCUCAAAAAUGGAGCGGAUCCAAAAGUUACGGAUAAGAUGGGAAUAACAGCAAUGGACACAGCAAAAAGGUGUGGUCACUUUCUUAUAUACCAGAUGCUAUUGGUAUACCAAGUAGCUAGUGUGCUGUUCAACAGGAACUAGUGUAUGGAUUAUUAUUGCUAACUAUAUGCACACUCGGCCGGCUUUAGUUGUGACAUGUAUAGACUCUAUAAUUAUACACUCUAUAAUAGCUAGCUAGUUUGUCGAUACUUAUUAUUAUUAUUUUGUCUACAGUGUAUUACUGUAUAUA
Messenger RNA from Halichondria panicea, 4744 nucleotides. Its product is annotated as ankyrin-1-like. Gene Ontology annotation, biological process: signal transduction. The transcript is spliced from 18 exons. The coding region runs from base 667 to 4596 and encodes 1309 amino acids. NCBI's taxonomy places the organism in Eukaryota, Metazoa, Porifera, Demospongiae, Suberitida, Halichondriidae. The record is from RefSeq and is a predicted model, not a curated record. Gene Ontology annotation, molecular function: protein binding.